Williopsis jadinii is the source of this 597-nucleotide messenger RNA. RefSeq names its product adenylyl-sulfate kinase (gene MET14). Gene Ontology annotation, molecular function: adenylylsulfate kinase activity; ATP binding. NCBI's taxonomy places the organism in Eukaryota, Fungi, Ascomycota, Saccharomycetes, Phaffomycetales, Wickerhamomycetaceae. The transcript has 2 exons. Gene Ontology annotation, biological process: sulfate assimilation. The record is from RefSeq and is a predicted model, not a curated record. Bases 1 to 597 code for a protein of 198 amino acids.
AUGGCUACUAACAUUACAUGGCAUCCAAACUUGACCCACAAUGAGCGUAAGGAGCUCACGAAGCAGUCUGGUGUUACUAUUUGGCUCACUGGGUUGUCUGCAUCUGGUAAGAGUACCAUUGCAUGUGCCCUUGAGCAGUACCUCUUGAAGAAUGGUGUUUCCGCUUACCGUCUGGACGGUGACAACAUCCGUUUUGGUUUGAACAAAGAUUUGGGAUUCACUGAGGCUGAUAGAAACGAAAACAUCCGUCGUAUCUCGGAGGUGUCCAAGUUGUUUGCCGACUCCACCGCUGUUGCAAUCACUUCGUUCAUUUCCCCAUACAAGGCUGAUAGAGACAGUGCUAGAAAGUUGCACGAGGAGUCCAACUUGCCAUUCGUUGAGGUGUACGUCGAUGUUCCACUUGAAAUUGCCGAACAGAGAGACCCAAAGGGACUGUACAAGAAGGCCAGACAAGGCAUCAUCAAGGACUUCACUGGUAUCUCUGCUCCAUAUGAGGCUCCAGAGAAGCCAGAGAUCCACUUGCACACUGAUAAGACCACCGUUGAGGAAAGUGCAAACAUCAUUGUUGAAUACUUGAAGUCCAAAAAGUACAUUUGA